CUGGAAUGGAUGCUUCUUUGUCAUAGAAUGUGCCAGACGCUGGUGCAUCCUUGUUUCUUCGCUCCAUCUUGCCAACUCUGCUUCUGAGGGAGGUCUUACCCCUAACAGGCGGGAAAGUUCUAGGUGCACGGUUGGCCACUGCACCCAGUCUCCCCCAGUGGCUGGGCUCUUAGGCUGGCCCUUUUACUGGCCUUUCUUUCUAAGCUUUCGAGUUAGCUGCUCCGUUACAGGUCCUAACCUCCUCCUCAGGGCCCACUGGCUGAGACAAGGAUGUGGGUACAGGUAGUUUACUUGGGAGGUGACCCCAGGAAGAGCCCGCAGUGGGGUAGAAUAGGUGGGGUUGGAUAGACAGGGAAGGGAAGGAAGCCAAGAAAAUGUAUGUUUGGGAGCAGGUGACUGCUGUGACAUCUGAGGCUCGGGCUCACUGGGGGCCCCUGUAGAACCCCAGGACGAAGUGGGGUGAGGGAAUGGGUGUCUCUUCACUAGCCCUGCAAGGUCUCUGGCUAAGAGCUGCUGGGGGAAGACGGGAUGCUGGCUCUGACAUGGAAGCGGGUGCCAGCAGCUGGCAGGGGGUGUGGCCGGAGCCCUGAUGGCCUCAGCAGCACCCACCGAACCCAGGCCUGGGAGUCCCUUGGAGUAUGCCUCUUGUCGAGCCCUGUGUCCCCAGCGCCCUUCUCUCCAGGCCCACGAAGCUGCCACUCUCAGCUGCCCCGGGGAAGACCCUGCCCCCUGGAGCCAGUCACCAGGGCCACCUUCGUUGUGUUCAACAGAUACUUAAGGAGCUCCUAUGUGUGGCAGAGGAAGCUGUUAGGAUCCCUCCAGGCACUCACAGCAGAUGAAAGGGACCCAGCACACACGAGGUCCUUCCCGUAGGUCAGACACCGGCAGCCAUUUCCAGGCCCCGUCCGAGGCAAGUGCACUUCUCUGGGCUCCGUCAGCUCCCAGAGGGCGGGACGGAUGUGCUGGGUGGCACGGAGCCUGGAGCCACCUUUGAGUCCCCUCCCAGCCCCAGCAUCCUGAGACUGUGAUUGUAGUGGUUUCUCUGACUUCCUUUUCCUUUCUCUCAAUGCCCCUGCCUCUUCCCCUCCUGGGGCCACUGGCCCCAUGGCUGCCACGUGGUUGUCUUCUGGUGCCCUCCCUCUGUGUCUCUAUGAGGAACAGGAUGCAAUUUGCGGGGCAAUGGGAGGGGGGGCAUUUUAUUCAAGGGCAUCCUUCUGUGUCCCUGGUGAGGGCUCUGCCCGGCGCCUGCUUCCUGGAGAGGGGCCUCCUCCCUGCUGACUCCUGCUCCCACCGUGCAGAUUCGCACAGCAGUCCGAAGCCUUAUGGGGCUGAGGGCAUGGGAAGAGUUAAGAGAGGGAAGUGGUGUGUAGGGAGCCAGUGCCAGUGGCCGCCAUGGCGUCGCGCAUCGGGCUGCGGAUGCAGCUCAUGCGGGAGCAGGUACAGCAGGAGGAACAGCGGGAGCGCAUGCAGCAGCAGGCCGUCAUGCAUUACAUGCAGCAGCAGCAGCAGCAGCAGCAGCAGCUGGGUGGGCCGCCCACCCCGGCCAUCAACACCCCCGUCCACUUCCAGUCUCCGCCACCUGUGCCUGGGGAGGUCCUGAAGGUGCAGUCCUACCUGGAGAACCCUACCUCCUACCACCUGCAGCAGUCCCGGGACCAGAAGGUGCGGGAGUACCUGUCCGAGACCUAUGGGAACAAGUUCGCCGCCCACAUCAGCCCCGCCCAGGGCUCCCCGAAGCCCCUGCCGGCUGCCUCCCCGGGGGUGCGGGCCGGACACGUGAUGUCCUCCUCAGCUGGCAACAGUGCUCCCAACAGCCCCAUGGCCAUGUUGCACAUUGGCUCCAACCCCGAGAGGGAGUUUGAUGUCAUCGACAACAUUAUGUGUCUGGAUGACGUCCUGGGCUUCAUCAAUCCUGAAACUCAGAUGCCCAACACGUUGCCCCUGUCUAGCAGCCACCUGAACGUGUACAGUGGUGACCCCCAGGUCACAGCCUCCCUGGUGGGCGUCACCAGCAGCUCCUGCCCCGCUGACCUGACCCAGAAGCGAGAGCUUACAGAUGCUGAGAGCCGGGCCCUGGCCAAGGAGCGGCAGAAGAAAGACAAUCACAACUUAAUUGAAAGGAGGCGGAGGUUCAACAUCAAUGACCGCAUCAAGGAGCUGGGAAUGCUGAUCCCCAAGGCCAACGACCUGGACGUGCGCUGGAACAAGGGCACCAUCCUCAAGGCCUCGGUCGAUUACAUCCGGAGGAUGCAGAAGGACCUACAGAAGUCCCGGGAGCUGGAGACCCACUCUCGGCGCCUGGAAAUGACCAACAAGCAGCUCUUGCUCCGCAUCCAGGAGCUCGAGAUGCAGGCUCGGGUGCACGGCCUCCCCACCACCUCCCCAUCGGGCGUGAAUAUGGCCGAGCUGGCCCAGCAGGUGGUGAAGCAGGAGCUGCCCAGUGAUGAGGGCCCGGGGGAGGCCCUGCUGUUGGAGGCCGAGGUCCCGGAUCCUGAGCCACUGCCGGCUCUGCCCCCCCAGGCCCCGCUGCCCCUGCCGGCCCAGCCACCUCAGCCACCCUCCCCAUUCCACCACCUGGACUUCAGCCACGGCCUGAGCUUUGGGGGCGGGGGCGACAAAGGGCCCCCAGGCUACCCCGAACCUUUGGGGCCAGAGCACAGCUCCCCGUUCCCCAACCUGUCCAAGAAGGAUCUGGACCUCAUGCUCCUGGACGACUCACUGCUACCGCUGGCCUCCGACCCUCUCUUCUCCACCAUGUCCCCCGAGGCCUCCAAGGCCAGUAGCCGCCGGAGCAGCUUCAGCAUGGAGGAGGGCGACGUGCUGUGACCCUGGCUGCCGCCAUGCUGGGGAACAGGGGCAGGCCUGGGGGCUGGGAGGCCCGGGGCCGCCUCCCUCCCACCCUUUGGGCUGCACUUGUGUGUGAGGUAACAAACUGGCCUGCCUCACUCCUUCCUGUAGGCCCCUGUUUGGACUUAGUGCCUGCUUGGCAGCCUGUGGGGUCAGGAGAAGCCCCCCCCCCCCCCCGCCUGGCUCAGUACUCCCCAGGGACAGCCCUCUUGAUGGGGCUGGACAGGAACAGGCCUUCAGCCUGGCUCCUGGAGGUGAAAUCAUGAGGGGAAGGGAGGGGACGGGUGUGCUAGAGGUAAGAGGAGGUCCUGGGUGGGGUGGGGGGGUGUCUCAUCUUCUGAGUCUGAUCCCCACCCCUGCCGGUGAAGGAGGACAUGUUGGAGCAGGGGGCUCAGGAAGUUCCUUUUCUGAGGCAGCAACUGGUCCAGGGGGUGCCCAGGCCUGCCUUUCUGGGACUCAGAUGGCAACAAGUCUGUCCUCCAGCCUGGCACCCCCACCCCCCUUUGGUGCUAACAGCUCUCUACCGGGUGGUGUGAGGGCGGGGGUGGCUGGAAGAGGGGGCACUGGGUUCAAGUUAGAGCGUGGGGUCACUGCUGGAAGAGCAGCUCCCCCCAGGCUCCCCACUUUGUGCCUUUAGUAAACACUGUGCUUUGUA
Molecule: messenger RNA, 3502 nt
Organism: Neofelis nebulosa (Clouded leopard)
Lineage: Eukaryota; Metazoa; Chordata; Mammalia; Carnivora; Felidae
Gene: TFEB
Product: transcription factor EB
Exons: 9
Coding region: 1393-2826 (477 amino acids)
Biological process (GO): regulation of transcription by RNA polymerase II; humoral immune response; positive regulation of DNA-templated transcription
Cellular component (GO): nucleus
Molecular function (GO): RNA polymerase II cis-regulatory region sequence-specific DNA binding; DNA-binding transcription factor activity, RNA polymerase II-specific; protein dimerization activity
Source: RefSeq, a predicted model, not a curated record